AUGUAUCAGAAUAAGAUUCAUCUGUUUACUUUCACCGAUAAUAUUAAUCCCGGCCGAAGCUCUGAGCUGCGCCACGCCUAUCCGAUUGCUCACACAUUCAAGCGAAUCGUCGUCAUGCAGAGGGAAGAACGUGAACUCACCGAUCUUGAUGAACCUUCUCUUGGAGCCAUGACGUGUGUUCAAAUCGAAGACUCGACGAAGCCGCCUGGUACCAAUUCAACAAUUUCACGCUCGAGCACCACCGAAGAGACGUUUUGCACCGGUUGCGGUUACAUGAUUUUCGACAAAUACAUCUACAAGGUAAUGGACGAUUGCUAUCAUGAAAGCUGCCUUCGUUGCUCGGCUUGCCAGCAGCAACUCGGAGCAAAUCCAACAUGCUAUGCUCGUCAUGGACAAGUCUAUUGUGCCGACGAUCAUCAGUUAUUGUUCGGGAAGCGAUGCAGACGUUGCCGCUAUCCAUUGCAAACCAAGGAUAUUGUCUACAAGGUUCACUUCAUGACUUAUCAUGCUCAUUGUUUUUCGUGUGCUUGCUGCCAAAAGCCGUUCACCAAGGGAGACGAAUACUAUUUCCUUGAGACUGAAAUUCUUUGCGCCCAAGAUUACCAAAACAAUGCAUAUCACUUGCAUGCAGCUUCGGUGGAUAACACUUCAAUUUAUGACGAAUCUUCAAGAUCGGAACACCAUCGCAAAACUCCAAAGAGACCGCGCACUAUUCUCAAUGCUCUUCAGCGGAAACAAUUCAAGGCUGCUUUCGAGAAAAGCUCGAAACCAAGCCGAAAGGUUCGUGAGCAAUUGGCCAAGGAAACUGGCCUAAGCGUUCGCGUUGUUCAAGUUUGGUUCCAAAACCAAAGAGCCAAGAUGAAGAAAAUGGUCAAGAAAGGCGAUUGCUCGAAGAGUGAGCGAAGCGAGGAACGAAGCACUGAAGAGAAUCGCAGCUCCGACGACGAGUCCUUAUUUAACAUGGAUUCUGAUGAGAUCGAGGAAAAAUCAACUCUGCUCAAUUUGUCUAGCAGCUUGCCAACCAGCUUGCCUAAUAGCUUGCCAAACAAUUUGUCAAGCAAUAUGACUAACGAUAUGUCGAAUCCAAUUCAGAAGCUUUACCACAUGACCGCUUCUCAAAUCUAUUUUCCGUACACCGCGUGA
This is a messenger RNA of Caenorhabditis bovis, 1143 nucleotides long. The record is from the annotation of a GenBank genome assembly. Lineage: Eukaryota; Metazoa; Nematoda; Chromadorea; Rhabditida; Rhabditidae.